This is a messenger RNA of Penicillium daleae, 3333 nucleotides long. RefSeq lists its product as uncharacterized. Gene Ontology annotation, molecular function: helicase activity. Gene Ontology annotation, biological process: regulatory ncRNA-mediated heterochromatin formation. The transcript has 5 exons. The coding region runs from base 1 to 3333 and encodes 1110 amino acids. Gene Ontology annotation, cellular component: nuclear RNA-directed RNA polymerase complex. NCBI's taxonomy places the organism in Eukaryota, Fungi, Ascomycota, Eurotiomycetes, Eurotiales, Aspergillaceae. The record is from RefSeq and is a predicted model, not a curated record.
AUGGCUAUUCGUGAAUACUUCGACGAUGAUGACCCAGGCGAAGCCCCUCUCGCAGAAUGGCAGACAAAGCCAGAGCUGCCGACAGUCAAUGAAAUAAUGGGAACUGAGCACCCGGGGAAAGAAUUCAACCUCGUCACAAAUAAAAUCGAUGGUUCGUGGCCGUCCACCGACCUGUACCUCAAAACCCAUUACAGCCUCCUUCGUGAGGAUGCUGUCGCUAACCUACGUGACGCGGUUGCUUCUUUUUGCGAGCGUCCCGGCACAAUUGACAACAAGUCUUUCGUUAUCUAUGAGCGGGUCUACUUCACCCACAUCAUCAUGGCGCACCGAGGGAUGGCCUUUCGAGCUUGCUUCUCCACCAGACGUGCGGGUAAAAGGAUUCUCUGGGGCUAUUCCCCCCGCCUUAUUACCGGAAAUAUUGUCGCCUUGUCGCCGGCCAACGACAUGUUUUCAAGCAAAUGUGUGGUGGCAGUUGUGGCAGCAAGGCCGCUUGAAGGCGUCUCCAAAAACCCUCCUGAGGUUGAUCUUUUCUUCGCCCAUCCAGAAGAUAUGGAUUUUGACCCGCUCAAGGAAUGGAUCAUGGUUGAAUCCCGUUCAGGAUACUACGAAGCUCACAGAUACACCAUGACUGCCCUUCAAAAGCUGUCCAGAGAAAGCUUCCCUUUGAGCAAUCAUAUUUGUGGCCUGGAGAGAAAAAUUGAUGUACCAGAGUACAUUGCAUCCCGGUCCGCCGUGGAUUUGCGAGCCUUCCCACUGGCCGAUUCUCGAGUCGAAUCUCGCUACAAUCGCACCGGAGACUCGCGCGAGGCCGCCUUGAAGCAAUUGAAUAUCUACCAGCAAAAUGCUAUGAAACACAUGUUGGCAAACAAGUUGGCGAUUGUUCAGGGACCUCCAGGAACAGGCAAGACGUUUGUCUCUAUCGCCGUUCUCCGACUCCUUCUGGCACAGAUGGGCCACGGCGAUCCUCCCAUCAUCAUCGCCACGCACACCAACCAUGCCUUGGAUCAGCUGCUCACCCAGAUCGCGGUGUUCGAACCGAAUUAUAUCCGUCUUGGAGGCAGAAGCAAGAAUUUCAAAGUCUAUGCUCGAACUCUCUUUGCGAUUAAGGACAGUCAACCGCCAACUAAUUUGCAAAAUGGUCUUCUAUCGAAGGGUCGGAAGCAACAUGCAGCGCUGGUGACUGAUAUCAUCCAGAACACGCUCAAGGGUUUCCAUCAACAGAGUGGUGAUAGGAGUGGAAGUGCAUUCGUUCAUCAUGGUCUACUGACCGAAGAACAGCUCAACAUUUUGGAAGAUGACAGCAACCAAUGGGUGACUUUCACUAGCCAGAGGCACUCCGAUCCUUUCGUCGCCUGGCUUGGGGAUCAGGCUCUGAGAUUUGAAGAAUUUUGCUCUGACAAGGAGAUCAACGCCAAAAUUGACGACUGUGAUCAAGAUUAUGAGAUGCUCAUGGAAGUUGAAGCAGAGCAAGCCCCGAAUGCCGAUGAAUGGGAGUGCUUGAAGGGCAAAACUGUGGACCUCCGUGCAACGUUUCCAGUCCGUAUCUUCAGGACCAGACAUGUUCCAGCUCAAGCCAUCGAAGAAUACCUCAAGUUCCGUGACUUAUGGGAGAUCCCACGCGAGCAUCGUGGUGCUGUUUACAACGAGCUACAUCGCAGACUCGUCAGCAUCGUUCGGAAGGAGCUUCGGGAAAAAGCCAAGCUCUACAUGUCUAACAGCAGGACUCUCCAGAUCGGAAAAUUUGAGUGCGACUACGAGACUCUGAAGACAGCCAAGCUAAUUGGAAUGACAACUACCGGGCUGAGCAAAUACCGUGGCUUGGUCUCUGCCUUGAAGCCUCACGUUGUUAUGAUCGAAGAAGCCGCCGAGGUUAUUGAGGCACCAGUUGCUGUUGCGUGUUUUGAAUCUCUCCAACAUUUGAUACUCAUGGGCGAUCACAAGCAGCUCAAAGGCCACUGCGCUGUACAUGACCUGGCAGCCGAGCCUUACAAUUUGGAUGUGUCGAUGUUUGAGCGUCUUGUUCAGAAUAACUUUCCAUUUGUGAUGUUGAAGGAACAGCGCCGAAUGGCUCCAGAGAUACGGCGUCUAUUAAACCCGAUCUAUGACGAGCUGGAAGACCAUGAAUCAGUCUCGAAGUUUGACCCAGUUCCAGGAAUGGGAGACCUGAGAUCCUUCUUCUGCGAUCACACCUGGCCCGAAGUUGACGAUAGUCUCACCUCAAAAGUCAAUGAAAUCGAGGCUCUUCUGGUUUGCGAACUCUACUGCUAUUUGUGUUUGAAUGGAGUUCCAAGCAGCAAGAUUACCAUUCUCACCUUCUACAAUGGCCAGCGGAAGAAAAUUCUCAAGAUGUUGAUGGACAAUGAGAACACCCGACGUCACGAUCCCAUAGUCGUCACGGUUGAUUCGUAUCAAGGAGAAGAGAAUGACAUCGUGAUUCUAUCCCUGGUGCGCAGCAGAGACGGACCGUCCGAUGGAAUUGGCUUCCUUGCCGUUGAUAACAGAGUAUGCGUGGCUUUCUCACGGGCCAGGCGUGGACUUUAUAUCUUCGGCAACUCCCGGCAUUUAGCAGCUGCAAGUGAGCUCUGGAAACAAAUUAAAUACAUUUUAGAAGUGGGUGAGCAGGGAGCUCCUCGAAUCGGGAAUGGAAUUCCUGUGACUUGCAAACACGGCAAGACAAUGACAAUGAGUUCCAUUCGUGACUGGCACAAAACAAACGGCGGCUGCGAGGAGAUGUGUGGAGCGAUUCUGGACUGUAGACACAAAUGUCCCCACAGAUGCCACCAAUUCCCUCACUCCAGCGUCACUUGCACUCAGCCAUGCCAGUACAAGCAACCUUGCUGUGGCAAGCAAUGCUCGGGGUAUAAAUGCCAGGAAACGCAUUACCACUCGUGUGACUGCUCCGCGAUCCCCGCUCUCUCAGCUGUAUCGCACCGAGGAAAUAUCUUCAGUCCACCAGUUCCACCGAAUUCCCGUUCAUCUACUGAGGAGCCAGAAGCCAGGCUUUUGAUUAACUUCUCAGAAGGUGACACCCUCGAUGAUUCUACUUCAGUGGAUAAGGUAACAAAGGCCAGAAUUUCCACAGAAAGAUGGACUAAGUUCGCGAAUGGAGGUGCUCGCGAGAGUAACCUUGCGCUGAAUGAUCUGGCAAAGAAUAAGGAGGGCGAAGUUCCUGUCAGGAAGACCCACUUGAUGGAUGCGGCUGAGGAAGGGGUGGAAGUAUGCAAAGGGGCAACCCUAAAGCCAAUGGUGAAGGAGGGUGUGCAGCACAAAGCGCAGGCUGGAUCAAAGCCUGAGCUUCAUAAGCCUGUUCUAGUUAGACAUUUGCUGGACUGA